This is a messenger RNA of Falco peregrinus (peregrine falcon), 8349 nucleotides long. It is a transcript of the gene SNTG1, whose product is annotated as syntrophin gamma 1. Gene Ontology annotation, molecular function: protein binding; structural molecule activity. Gene Ontology annotation, cellular component: intracellular anatomical structure; dystrophin-associated glycoprotein complex. The record is from RefSeq and is a predicted model, not a curated record. The transcript is spliced from 18 exons. Lineage: Eukaryota; Metazoa; Chordata; Aves; Falconiformes; Falconidae. Bases 517 to 2070 code for a protein of 517 amino acids.
GGGUCCCGGGCGGGGCGGGCAUCGCCGCGGCUGGCUGCGGCCGCGGUGGCGCGCCGCCUCGCCUCGCCUCGCCUCCUCUCGCCUCGCCUGGCCGCUCGGCGCCGCGGAGGGGCGGCGCUGCCUGCCCGCACGCCCCCGCCCGGCGCCCCCGCUCCGUCUCCAGGAAGGGCGCGGGGAGCCCCACGCUCCCCCUCGGCGCGGCGGCGGAGUUUGAGCCGGUGGCGGCGGCUGGGUGCGAUGCCGUGUUAGCCGGCGGGCAGCCCCCGAGGCAGCGCCGGCGGGAAGUGGCGCCAGUGGCCGGGGCUGUGGCUGGCACCAUGGGCACCGGGCUGGGGGGUGCGGCGGCCGGGCUCCCUGCGCGUUCCGGCUGAGCCCGGAGAUGUGCCGGCGCCCUGUGGAAGUAUUUUGGAAAUAGCGGUCCGAGGAGGACGGGCGGCACAGCGUCUCACCGGCUGGGAGGAGGUCGUCCGGCGGCGGUGUACAGGCAAACAAAUAUCACUUGCUGUGUCAUAGCACAUGGAUUUCAGGACCGCCUGUGAAGAGACAAAGACAGGGAUUUGUUUGCUGCAGGAUGGUAACCAGGAGCCUUUCAAAGUGCGACUGCACUUAGCCAAAGAUAUUUUGAUGAUCCAGGAGCAGGAUGUGAUCUGUGUGUCUGGUGAGCCUUUCUAUUCUGGUGAAAGAACAGUAACAAUUAGAAGACAGACUGUGGGAGGGUUUGGAUUAAGUAUAAAGGGUGGAGCAGAACAUAAUAUUCCAGUGGUCAUUUCUAAGAUUUCCAAAGAACAAAGAGCGGAGCUCUCAGGUUUGCUCUUUAUAGGAGAUGCAAUUCUACAGAUUAAUGGAAUUAAUGUGAGGAAAUGCAGGCAUGAAGAAGUGGUUCAGGUCCUUCGCAAUGCAGGGGAAGAAGUGACCCUAACUGUUUCCUUUCUGAAAAGAGCACCUGCUUUUCUCAAACUGCCACUGAAUGAAGAUUGUGCAUGUGCCCCCAGUGACCAAAGCAGUGGCACAUCCUCUCCCCUAUGUGACAGUGGUUUGCAUCUCAACUACCACCCCAACAACACGGAUACAUUAUCAUGUUCCUCAUGGCCAGCAUCCCCAGGACUUAGGUGGGAAAAAAGGUGGUGUGAUCUCCGAUUAAUUCCACUUCUUCAUUCACGAUUUUCCCAGUACGUUCCAGGAUCAGAUUUGUGCAGGCAAAAUGCGUUCCAAGUAAUUGCUGUGGAUGGAGUUUGCAGUGGAAUAAUUCAGUGUAUCUCUGCUGAAGACUGUAUUGACUGGCUACAAGCAAUAGCAAGUAACAUUUCCAGCCUCACAAAGCACAAUAUAAAAAAAAUCAACCGGAAUUUCCCCGUAAACCAGCAGAUAGUCUACAUGGGCUGGACGGAAGAACGGGAACAAGACUCCCUUCAGGAUCGAAUGUACACACCAAAGUUUCUAGCACUGAGGGGAUCUUCCCUGUAUAAGUUUAUAGCACCUCCAGUCACAACCUGGGAUUGGACACGAGCUGAGAAAACAUUUUCAGUUUAUGAGAUAAUGUGCAAAAUUCUCAAGGAUAGUGAUCUACUGGACCGUCGGAAACAUGGCUUCAGUGUCCAGUCUGAAUCUGGAGAAGAUCUUUACUUUUCUGUGGAACUAGAGUCUGACCUAACACUAUGGGAAAAAGCCUUCCAAACAGCAACUUUUUUAGAAGUUGAACGGAUACAGUGCAAGACAUAUGCCUGUGUUUUGGAGAGUCAUCUUAUGGGACUUACCAUUGACUUUAGUAUGGGUUUUGUCUGUUUCGAUGCUGCCACAAAGGCUGUACUUUGGAGGUACAAGUUUUCUCAGCUUAAAGGUUCUUCAGAUGAUGGGAAGAGCAAAAUCAAAUUUUUGUUCCAAAACCAAGAUACUAAACAAAUUGAAGCAAAGGAGCUGGAGUUUUCCAACCUGUUUGCAGUCCUUCACUGUAUCCACUCAUUCUUUGCAGCUAAAGUGGCUUGUUUGGACCCUUUGUAUGUAGGCAGUCAAGCCACCUCUUCUGCUGCUCCCACAACUUCUGGUACAGGCAAAUUAAAGUAUACUACUUGACAUCUCACAUUACAGCACUGCCACUUAACAAGAAGACAUAACAAUGUAUAAAUAUUCAUAAUAUGUAGACCUUUGGUGAACCAUGUACGUGGAAACCAAGCCUGGAGGCAGGACAUCUUGCAGCAUCAGCAGAUAGAUGGUCACGUGGGAUCAUAAAUUCAUCUCUGUUCUGCAAGACAUCAGUAAAUAAUCCUAGUCAAAACCCCAGAAUAGGAUGGAUAUGCUUUUAGUAUGAUCUAUUUGUACUUACAUAGUGCUUUAAGCAACACUGGAAGCAAAGGAAUAAAUGAUGAAAUGAAGCACUUCAGUAUUUAAUAAAAUUUUCAAGUUGCUGUAAUAAUACAUGAAUAGAAUUGUCAUUUUCCUGUUUUCAGAUGUUUUUUAUGACAAUAUACUAAACUCUUAUGAACUUAAUACCCUAUCAUUAUAUUAUAAAUCACCUAAGAGUAAGCAACAAGCAUAUACAUGGUGACAAGGAGAUAGGCAUGAAAAGGCAUUUGUGUAAGUAUCUCCUCAAAUAAGAAAGCACUUUAAGUACUGUUGAAAGUCCAUACUUGUGUCCAUACAUAAAGUCAUGAUACUUUUUCUGUUUUAUUCUUUUAGUCUAACAAUAACAAAGAUCUAGCCAUAUUGGACUGAUACAUUAAAACGAACAAACAAACAAACCAAGCCACAAAAAGCAAAACAGCUUUCCAUGAGUCUCUCUUCAAGUAAAAAUAAUGUGAUACAAAUUUAAUUUUUAUUAGAAAUUAAGUGCAAGUGUGUAAAAUAUCAUGUCUGCUAUUUACUUCUUCAUUUUUCCCCAAGAAUUACAUUCUCUAAAUCUAAUAGUCUUUGUUCACAAGACUUAGCUAUUUAAUUUGUUUCAGAGACAAUCCAUCUAAUACAUUGUUUCCAUGUUUAACCUUGAUUUCACAUCAUAACUAGAACCUCUGUUCCACUCAGGCUCUCAACAAAAUAGGCGUUCUACGUUAUGCUUGAAAAAUGAGUCCACCCUUUACAUUCUUAAUUUUUUAAAAAUAUAUUUUUUUGUAAAAGACAGGAAUAAAUUGAAUAGCCUGUAAAGAAUAAAUGACAGAAUGCAUAAUGUCUUUGUAUGUUAAGAAUAUUAGAUCACUCUGGACUACAUACUAGUUCCAGAGUAUCAUUUAAUGAUGAAAUCUGCAGGAAUCGUAAAUUUUAAAUUAAUAACUUUAUUUAAAUAUCGUUUUGAAAAAUAAUUUAAUUUCGUGCUAUUACACACAUCAGUGAAGAUGGUAAAAUGGUGGGAGCAUGUAUGGGAUAUAGCUGAAACAACAGAAAAGGUGAGAAAUGAGGGGUUUUUUGCCAGACAGGAUAAGAGAACCUAAAAAAACGCUGGAAUACUUAGUACAGCUACAGUGUGUGCAUAACAUUUUAAAUAGUACUUUAUGGGGUUUCUGUUUAUUAUACUGAAAUUAAAACUUACUUCCACCCACCUCCUACCGCUUAGACUUGUUAUAAAAGCACAUAGCAGGUAAGGGUUAUGGAUGCCAUCUGCCCUGAUUAGCAGAAAGACUAAUUCUGUCACACCCCUUUGCACAGAUUAAGAUAAUUAAAACUUCAAAAGGGAAGCCAGAGGAAAGCUUUUUUUAAAAAAAUGGGAACAAUUCAAAAUGCAAGGCAUGAACAAAAGAUGAAUGAACUGUAGGGACAAAUCAUGUCUCUGUUUCUUUGCUUUGCAUUACAAGUAUUUGGAUUUAUGUAUGUAAGAGUAUCCUUGCCUUGAAGUACAGCUGAUCUCACUUGAUACUAGCUCCAAAUAAUGUAAGAAUAUAUUUCCUGGGGACUCUUUAAUCGCUUUCAAAUGUCUUUCAGUACAUACUUACUUCUUAUUAAUACAUCUCCAAGGGUUACACAUUUUUUUCCCAUGAUAAAUACAGUGGAAUGAUGUCAUAAUCCAGCUACUAAAUGCUUUAAAUGUCAUCAAAAUACAACAUUUUCAUAGUCAUUAUCAUGUGUUGGUUUAUAUGAACUUUCCCGGAAUAGGGGGGUCACAUCCUGGUCUCAGAACAACACAUAAAAUUACCAUGGCUGUCCAUGGGAUCUCGUGUUUGUUCCUGAAAAGAGUACAAACCCCAGAUACUUUGACUCCAAAGCAACGAUAGUCCAAGAGAUUUCACGAUGGUAGUUCAGGCACUAUCCUUGUCAAGAAAGCAUAUACUGGAAACACACAUUUUGACAGAGCACUGACAACAGAAAACAGAAGCCCCAUACCUGUUAAUGACAGUUCUCCUCUGUGCUCCCAAAACACCUCCUUCCUUUUAGCGCGAUGCUGUGUCAUUCAGCUGUCACACUGUUGGCACAUGCUAACACCUCGGUAGAUGCUCUGCUGGUAAUAGCAGAACCAAAAACCAAAAAGCUGCCAGUUGAAUGUUUUUUCCUUCAGUUUUACCACUGAAACUGAGAGUUGUUCAAGGAACGUUGUUAAAUGUGCUUCAAUUAACAUAACAUUUACCCAAACCAGCAGACACUAUGUAAUUGCAAAUUGCCAUAGAUUAAAGGAUUCCAUUAUAUGAAAGCAACUUGGGCAGAACUGAGAUAAUGACAUGAACUUUUGGGACUCCACCAGGUAGCCUAAAGAUCUCUGUCAAGUAUUCUCUUUGUAAAACUGCUGUAUUCAUCAAUGAGUUUUGCAACUGGGCAUUAAAUAAGCAACAUUUGAGAGACAAACAUUAGCCUGUAAAUUGGUACUUAUUUAUUUUCUAAAACCCUAUAUUUCAAAGAGCUAGACUGAUGGGGCUUAGUCAGUACUUUUAUUUUCAAGAAGAUAAAAGUGAUCUUGUCAGAAUAUAAAAUGCCAUAGCCUUGACUACAGGUCAGCAUGGGUUUGUAAAUGCAGCAUGGGCUUGUGCACAGACCUCACAGGAUAUUCAGAGAUGACUCUGCAUCCAGGAUUGCCCUUUUAGAGCAAGUUGGUCAGAAAUUCAGUCUUGAAUCAAAGAGGGAAAUUUUGAACUCUUUGUUAUAACUAAUUAUGAAAUUACAAAAUAUGAUCUACAAACAUAUUAAAUGGCUAUAUUUUUCAUUUAAGUACCUACGGGAGAUUCCCAUUUAAAGCAUAGUGAACUUCAUAGGCAUGUGUCAAAACCCAGGCUUUAUGUUGCAGCCUCUCAUUUCAUAUUUCACAUUUCACAUAUAAUGAAUACAAUUAUUUUGCAAGUGAACACAGCCCAAUGACAGUGCAAAACCACAGUUAUAAUGAUUUAUCAGCUUUGGCUAAAAAUCUGUAUGCAAGUGAAAACAGGUAUUUUAACAAAAAAGAGCAAACCAACUAACCCAUAGCAUAAAAUGUAAUUUGUUUUCUUCAUGUCAUGGUAUUCUUAAAUAAAUUUAAUUUUAAAAAAUUCUUAAUAGUACUGUGCCUAUUGAAGUGAUGUGUACCAAAAAUAUGUACUCUUAAGUAUAACUAAAUAUAUUUGGUUUGAUUUGCUUUGCAUUAUGAUGGAAAUUUUAGAUGAUGUGACCUUCACAGAAUGAACCAUGUGCUAGGUUAUAAUGUUAGCAUAGUUUUAUUAUGGGAAGUGUUACCAAUUUGAAUACAUGUCAUUCUGGAUUUCUUCAGUGAAAAAAUACAUUUGUUUUCCUACAUAUAUUUAAAAAUACAGUUCCAGAUUUUCAAUAGAGCUUUGCAUUCCAGUAGCAUGAAGGCAUCUUUGAAAUAAAUAUCAGCAUACUUUUAAAUGUUGGCCAUUUUAUUUUGUUAAUUAAGUGUUGCAAGAAGUUUGUGGAAACAAACUGGUUGUAGGUGGGUUAUUUUUUAAAACCAGUAAUUUGAAGUUUUUUCCAUUCAAACUAGAUUUAAUAAGAAUGCAAAUCAAUAAUAUACAGUAUCAAUAUGCUUUGAGACGAGAAUAAUGAAAAAUAUUUUCCAAAUUAGUCCUUGAUUCCACAAAUACAUAUUGAUUUACUCUGUGCAUGUAGAGUUUAUCAGAACACCUCAAAGUGGACAGUUUAACGUAAGUAGGUAGUUGUCAAUACUGCAGCCUGUUACUUUAAAUGUGAUUUGGUUUAUUCAAUGCCUUAAGAUGUUUCUUACAUCAAACAAAAUAUUAAAAAGGCUGAAGAUCUUGUGAAUGUACAGUUGCUGCCCUUAGAAAUUCCGCAGCUUUGCUACGUAUUGUCUAAGUAACCUUGAGUAUUCCCUAUGCCAAAAAGACCAAUUUUAAUUCUGGUAUGGCAAUUCCAAGGAACACUUCAGAAAAAAUUAUUUUAUUAAUAUUAAACACUAAUCCUUGUAUUGCACUUUCCAUUUCCUUACAGGGUCUGGUCUCUGAAAAAGCAUAGUGUCUAAAAAAAAGUUUAAGCUGAUUUUCAAUGUUCAGCCUCAGGCAAUUAUGAGUCUGUACUUUGGACUCGCACCUCUGACCAGUUCUGCAUGAUGGGAAAAAAUGACAGACUCAGUCAGCUCCCAAAAUUUAAGUACCUGUCUUAGAUGCCUAUGGUAGGACUUGAGGCUCUCCAAAGGGAAAUCCAAAGCAGGAAUGUAGCUUAGGAUCCCUGAAGGUGUAUGUGUGUGUGUGUGUCUCUCUCUCUAAGGUGCUCGAGGUGCUUCUAUGCUAGUGUUUUCAUUUAUCAGGAAUGUGCUUUUGAAGCCAGGCUCCUGCCUGCUGCCACUCACUGUGCUACUCUUCAUAUCACAGAGCAGUCUUUAAGCAUAUGAACUGAGUCUUCAGGGUGAAAGUAAAUGAGUAUCACACCUAUAUGAGUUCCCGAUCCUGAUGGGCUUUCAGACCAUGCAGCCCAAUUGAAGUGAAUCCAGAGUAUAAAACCUCUGAGAUGCUAACAGCAAGGCUGCCAGGUGCUGGUGCCAGCUGUCUCAGUCUCUGCAGUGGCUGCUGCUUGUGCACCGUGGGUGCUUCAAGGACCCUAGAAAGCUGAGCUUCACAGUGUAGCCUGCCAGAGCUUGGUGCCUGAAAGGGAUGGCUGCGCUGCAGUAAGGGGCAGAGUGAAUCUGAAGAAGGCUGAUGGGUGCCCAGGGCAUACCUUUUUCCCUCACCACACCAGGACAGUAUUGACUGCAAGCAGGCUGCCCUGUGCUGGUCAGCACUCUCCCUGCUGCAUCUUUCUUCCUGCCUACCACAAAUACAUAUCUGCAUAUUUGCUCUGAGGUCCCCGAGUACACUCCCCCACUCUGUCGCCCCCUUUGCUCAGACAGAUGGCAAAACUGUACUCAGCUACAUAGCAGAACCUCUAAACCUCUUAUACAGUCAGGGACAGUAUUAGAAUUAGCACAAGGGCAUCUGUGUACCAGUAAGACCGACUGAGUGUGUGAUUAACGUUCAGGUUAAAGCAAAUAAAGUCAUAUCUGAUCUUAAGUGCUUUCCUGACCUGGAGGGUUCUUAAGUGCAAUUUUAAUAUUUUCCUGGAAUAAGGUCUGUAAUGUCAACACAUUUCUACUUGCUUGGCUCCAUUUUCAGGAAGUUUAGCAGAGGUAUUGGUACAUAUCCCGUUGGAAUCAUAAAGAAAACAUAGGAAUACUGGAAUAUAAAGAAAUUUCUGUUUGGAUUCUGUAUAUUAUUACAGUACAUUAUAUAAUCUGUCAAAAUACAUUGAACAAUGUAAAACUAAACGCUUUCACUUACAUAAUGUCAUCAGUUUUCACUAUGGUAUACAUGUGUUCCACUUUCAACAACUUUCUCCACAAUAAUCCCAACUAUAUAUUAUAGAAAUUCUUUUAUUAUUCAGUAUAUACUAAUAUAUAAUGCAGUGUGAGUGUGAGUGUGUGUGUGUGUGUGUGUGUGUGUGUGUGUGUGUGUAUUAGUAUAUACUAAUGGGAGAUAUUUAGUAUAUAUUAAUGAAAGUUACAUAUUAGGCACAACUGUAAAACAGAAGCAUAAAUCCAUGAAGCUUUACAUUUAAAAAUCUUAAUCUUAUAAUACUAUAAAGAAAAAUAUGUAUAUUAAUUGAAGAAAUGGCUAUUUUUGCAGGAUAUGCACAAUCUGGAUAUACAAUAAUGAAUUGAUAAACAUUAACUGAUUUAUUCUUUCAUACCUUCAGGAACUUUGAUUUUUUUAAUUAUUCUUAUCCCUUUAGCAUAUUUGCAAUAUAUGUCAUAAGUUUUAAUUUGUUAUGGAUAAAAAUGACUGAAAAAUGUAAUAGAAAGUGCUAUAUAUUUUAUAAAUAUUAAAAAUUAAGAAAACUAUUAAAAUUAUUUAUUUCCUUUUUAGUUAUGGUUUUGUGGUUGUUUGUAAUAUGUAUUUGUGACAAACAUAAGUCACCUAGUUGUUUAAGCUCAUUAAUGUAUCACUAAUAAAAUGC